AUGCCGGGGUUACAAACACAAGUUGGCCGUGCCGUUGUGUUAGGCUGCCCACCGUCUCCCGUCUGGCCGUCCGGAAUCCUGGUGUCCGAACGCCAAACACUCCUGGACAUCCGAGCCUCUGUCGUCGAGCGCGAGUGUAUUUCAAUCCACAUCGGCCAGGCUGGCGUCCAGAUUGGCAACGCUUGCUGGGAGUUGUAUUGCCUGGAGCACGGGAUCCAGCCGGAUGGACAGAUGCCCACCGACUCGACCAUCGGAGGCGGCGACGAUUCGUUCAACACCUUCUUUAGCGAGACGGGGGCGGGCAAGCACGUACCAAGGGCCGUGUUCAUCGACCUGGAGCCCACGGUGAUCGACGAGGUGCGGACCGGCACCUACCGCCAGCUCUUCCACCCCGAGCAGCUCAUCACCGGCAAGGAGGACGCGGCCAAUAACUACGCCCGGGGCCACUGCUCCAUCGGCAAGGAGAUCGUGGACCUGGUCCUGGAUCGCAUCCGGAAGCUGGCCGAUCUGUGCACCGGACUCCAGGGGUUCCUCAUCUUCCACAGUUUCGGCGGCGGCACCGGCUCGGGCUUCACCUCCCUCCUCAUGGAGAGACUCUCCGUGGACUACGGCAAGAAAUCCAAGCUGGAGUUUUCCGUCUACCCGGCGCCGCAGAUCUCCACCGCCGUGGUCGAGCCCUACAACGCGGUGCUGGUCACCCACUGCACCCUGGAGCACUCCGACUGCGCCUUCAUGGUGGACAACGAGGCCAUUUACGACGUGUGCCGGCGGAACCUGGACAUCGAGCGCCCCACCUACACCAACCUCAACCGCCUGUUGGCGCAGAUCGUGUCGUCCAUCACCGCCUCGCUGCGCUUCGACGGCGCCCUCAACGUGGACCUGACUGAGUUCCAGACCAACCUGGUCCCCUACCCGCGCAUCCACUUCCCGCUCGUCACCUACGCUCCCAUUAUUUCGGCCGAGAAGGCUUACCACGAGGAACUGUCCGUUCCACAACUGACCAACGCCUGCUUCGAGCCGGCCAACCAGAUGGUGAAGUGCGACCCCCGCCAGGGCAAGUACAUGUCGUGCUGCAUGUUGUACCGCGGGGACGUGGUGCCCAAGGACGUCAACGCCUCCAUCGCCACCAUCAAGACCAAGCGCACCAUCCAGUUCGUGGACUGGUGCCCGACCGGGUUCAAGGUGGGCAUCAACUACCAGCCCCCGACUGUGGUGCCGGGGGGCGACCUGGCCAAGGUACAACGUGCCCUCUGCAUGCUGAGCAACACCACCGCCAUCUCCAUGGCCUGGUCCCGCCUCAACCUCAAGUUCGACAAGAUGUACGCCAAGCGGGCCUUUGUCCACUGGUACGUGGGAGAGGGGCUGGAGGAAGGGGAGUUCCAGGACGCGCGGGAGGACAUGGCGUCGCUGGAGAAGGACUACCAGGAGGUGGCCGUGGAUUCCGCCGACAUGGAGAGACGGGGUGAAGAGGAAGAAUAA
Amblyraja radiata (thorny skate) is the source of this 1479-nucleotide messenger RNA. Its product is annotated as tubulin alpha-1C chain-like. NCBI's taxonomy places the organism in Eukaryota, Metazoa, Chordata, Chondrichthyes, Rajiformes, Rajidae. The transcript is spliced from 5 exons. The record is from RefSeq and is a predicted model, not a curated record. Gene Ontology annotation, cellular component: microtubule. Bases 1 to 1479 code for a protein of 492 amino acids. Gene Ontology annotation, molecular function: structural constituent of cytoskeleton; GTP binding. Gene Ontology annotation, biological process: microtubule-based process.